Messenger RNA from Camelina sativa (false flax), 616 nucleotides. The record is from RefSeq and is a predicted model, not a curated record. Lineage: Eukaryota; Viridiplantae; Streptophyta; Magnoliopsida; Brassicales; Brassicaceae.
UUAAAGUAGAAUAGGUGAAAACACCUAUAUAAAGUAGUACUGUCUCACAAAAUUGUAUCAGGGCACAAAGUAAUUCAUUUACUCUUACUAAUCUUUUGUUUUUGCUCUUGUCAUGAGGAGCUUCAUUUUAACCACAACACUCCUUGUAGCACUGCUAUGCUUCUUCUCUCUCCCGAUGUCAACCGUUGGUUUACCAAAGGAACCGUGGCGUAAGCCGUUGAAACUAGUGGCUGGCCGCCACUAUCACAAAGGCUCUGGCCACCUUGGAGGCUCGAAGGUUAGCUCUUCUUUAUCAGAGUCUAACGCACCCCUGUCCCCUCCAGGAUUGUUACCGGGGUUUCCCAACAUCCCAGGAAUUCCUAACAUCCCGGGGAUUCCCAUGAUUCCAGGACUUCCCAACAUCCCGCAAAUACCAAACAUUCCGAGGAUUCCUAGUAUCCCACAACCACCAAACAUCCCGAGGCUUCCUAACAUUCCGAGCCUCCCUAACCUCCCGGGCCUCCCUAGCCUCCCGGGCCUUCCUAGACUCCCGGAACUGCCUCCUCUACCGCCAGUCCGGUCACAAGUUGUGUUGCAAUCGGUNAUAUUAAUAUUGGGUCAAAUACUCCUCAAUUAG